Molecule: messenger RNA, 2081 nt
Organism: Cajanus cajan (pigeon pea)
Lineage: Eukaryota; Viridiplantae; Streptophyta; Magnoliopsida; Fabales; Fabaceae
Product: Met-10+ like family protein
Biological process (GO): tRNA N1-guanine methylation
Cellular component (GO): cytoplasm
Molecular function (GO): tRNA (guanine(37)-N1)-methyltransferase activity
Source: RefSeq, a predicted model, not a curated record
GUUGAGAAGGCACAUUAAAUUUGUCAUCGUGAUUGUCUAGUUGGAACCUCCUCCUUCCUCCUGAGUGAGUAAGAUGGUGUUAAAUUAUCCCCUCUUGAGUUGGGGUGCGAAGUAACAGUAUGAUCCUAAAGCCCCAUAUCGUUGCCCUCGCCCUCCCUUCCAAAUUCGCAUUCCCUCACACCACCAAACCCUCCCUCACCACUUGCCUCAUCCCACACUUCUCCGCUACCCCUCUCUCCUACGGACCCUCCCUCCGCAAGGGCACCGCCCCCUCCCAACCCCCUCCCAACCAAAACGACGCCGUCCUCCGCGAAGAAGCCUUCACCCGAGUCUUCCUCCUCGCCGCGCUCCGCGUCCCCGCCGCCGAAUGCUCCGCCCUCGAAGCCCGCCUCCGCGGCCACCUCCUCAACUGGCCCCGCGUCCGCAACAUCGCCCGCGUCCCCGGCGACGACGUCCACCCCGACCUCGCCCCGCUCCUACCUCACCCAAUUAGCGCCGACCAAGAGGAAGACGAAAGCCGUCUCGUCGCGCUUCAACGCCGCAUCCACGGCAAGGCGGACGCCGACGGCCACGUUCUGAGCCCCGUCCUGUACCGCGAGAGGCUCGCCAGGACGUUCAACUCGCGCGGGUUCGUGAAGUUCCGCCACCUCGCGAAGAUUUCGCGGCCGAAUAGGAAUAAGAAGAGGAGGAAGAAGAAGGAGGAGGAUGAAGGCGUUAAGCGCGUUGGGGAGAACGGUUCGGCUGCGGUUGAGGUUGUUGAGGACGAGGACGAGGAAGAAGAAGAAGGUGGUUUGAGGAAGUUGCUGGGAGAAGAGUUUGCGAGGAGCAAGUGGAGAGGCUCCACGCGGUUGCUGCUUCUGGAUGAACGCUACGCGAGUCGCGGCGUGGAGGAGUUGCCUGAGGCAAUUAAGGCUGUUUUGAAGGAGUAUGCAGAAAAGAGUACAACUUUGACCUUUGAGCUAGUUAGAUGCAAGUUGACACUAUUCUAUAAUUACUGGCAGAUGACUGAGGUCUUGGAGGCCUUGCUGCCUGAGGGAAUGAUUGUUCCUUCAGCUUUUGAGACUGUUGGUCAUAUUGCCCACUUAAAUUUGAGAGACGAACAUUUACCAUACAAGAGGCUAAUAGCAAAGGUUGUGCUAGAUAAAAAUAAGCCAAGGAUACAAACAGUUGUCAACAAGAUUGAUUCCAUUCAAAAUGAGUACAGGACAAUGCAGCUUGAGGUUUUAGCAGGAAACCACUCCCUUGUGACUACAGUAGUUGAGAAUGGAAUUCGCUUUCAGGUUGACUUAGCAACAGUAUAUUGGAGUUCUAGGCUUGGAACUGAAAGGCAAAGGCUUCUGAGUGGUUUUACACAGAAUGAUGUUGUCUGUGAUGUUUUCUCUGGAGUUGGUCCUCUAGCCAUACCUGCAGCAAGGAUAGUUAAGCGUGUUUUUGCUAAUGACUUAAAUCCUUAUGCAGUUGAGUAUUUGGAAAGAAAUAGUGUUCUAAACAAACUCGAGAGGAAGAUUAAGGUCUUUAACAUGGAUGGAAGAAGGUUCAUUAAGGCUAUGUAUGCCAGUGAUGUAUCUCAGUCCAUCACACAAGUGGUUAUGAACUUGCCAAGUGAAGCUGCAGAAUUUCUAGAUGCAUUUCGGGGAAUAUACAAAGAUAGACCCGAGGGUGGGGAACUUACUUUGCCAAUGAUCCAUGUUUAUGGAUUCUCCAAAGCGCGAGAUCCAGAAUUUGAUUUUCACGAGAGAAUAAGAAUUGCGCUGUUAGAGGUAGCAGUCAACGUAGACAUGCGACGGGUACGACUUGUUGCUCCUGGAAAAUGGAUGUUGUGCGCAUCAUUUAUUCUCCCUAAAACUGUAGCAUUUGCUAAUACCGCACUUGAUGCCUAAAUAAACACUAGUAUUUAUAUUGUCAUUUAUUCAUGGCACGGAGUAAAAUUUGUUCCAUUUUGUUAGUUGGCUAAUUUGAUAUUGUGUAUAUAUAUGUAACAUGAGUAUUUAUUGAUUUAAUUUUUCAACCCCAGAUAUUGGAAAAAUAGCCCAUAAUAUUGAAUUGUAAGAGCUGCAAGCGGGAAUUUCCCGAGUUUUAAA